AGACAUUUAAAAUGUACAUAGAUAACGACAAAAAAUACGCUGUGAAAAGUCCGGUCAUCGACCGAUCUAUUGGUUAUUUAUCUCGAUAAGUCCGGUUUCCGGUAUCCGGUUCACUACCAUUCAUCCGCACAUAUUAUACCAAAGCUGCGUCGCGGUCGGUACGGUUUUUAAAGUUCAUUACAAAAUCCGUUAAUUUUCUUGUCGAAUCGUGAGGUAGGUAAGCUAACCAAGUUAUUGACAUUUGACGUUUAAAGUUCGAAUUCAUUGAACUUGUUGGCCUAACCUACCACAUGCCUCGAGCUAAGAUUUAUACAUCGAUCUGUAUUCUAAAUUAUAACUUUAAUAUCCGUACGGAACGGGUGUGAAACUGACCUGCGAGAAUCCUGCACCAAAAGCAACGAUAAUAGAGAAAAAUCUGUCUUUUCGUUUACAAUACGUGACUCUCCAGAAGAUGUGGUUAAUAUAAGUGUUUGGGGUUCUAAUGAUUAUACUACACGUUUAUAUAAUAAUUUUAAAAUUGGAGAUGUUGUUGACUUAGUUAAUUCAAAUGUUACUUAUAACAUGGGUAUCAAAGAUAAAUAUAUGCCAAAAAGUUCUAGGUAAAUAUAAACUAAUAAACUUAAUGACAUAAAUGGUUAUUUAUAUUGUAUGUAUACCUAACCUAACCUACCCAUCUAAUUUCAUAUUAUUAAAUAUUUAGCCCAUUCUAUUUAACAUUAAAUGAAAUGUCAUCUCAAAUGUUGCUACAUGAUACUCAUGAUUCUUUGAAGUAUAAAUAUCUUCUCAGAAUUCCUACUUGUCCACGACACAUGUAUAUUAAUAUUGAGGAUAUCCAUUCUAGUGGAAAAGAGAUGAGUGGGAAAUUUUGUUGUUUGUUGGCUGCAGUAAGAUGUGUAAAGUUAACUAAAUUAAUAAAAACCAAAAUUGGCAAGGAAGCGUUCUUAAAAGAAAUUAUUGUCAUGGACAAAACAAACCCUACACUUGUAGUAAGAAUUUGGGAUAAGGAACUAUCAGAAAGAGCUGCACAAUGGAUACCAAAAAAAACAAUCUUGUCUUUCUCAAAUUUAUACUUGGAAUGGAAUGUUUUUAAAAAGAGCAUGACAGCUGUUGUUUCCAAUAAAACAAUUAUUACCGAAGAUCCAAUUACAAAUGAAGCUAACGAUUUAAAAAAUUACGCAAAUACACACUUGACUGGCCUGUCUACUAAAUUAAACAUUAACAUUCCCAAUUUGUCAACUAUAACAGACAUCAUGACUUGUAAACGAGUUUUAGUGAAGUCUAAUGAAAUUAGUAGACAAUUUACAGCUGUCUUAUAUGCAAUUGUGAGCAAGUUUAAUAUUGAUGGACUGUCUCCAUUGGUUUUAACUAAGUGGCAAGUAAUUUUAUUAUUCUAAAUUUAAAUUGUAAUUAACAGUUCUUGAAACACUUUGUGCAGUAAUCUAUGUGGUAUGAAUGUGAACAGUACAUACUUAAUGUGUCUUAAUCCAGAAUGUACUUCUAAUUUUGAAAUGGAAACUGAAUCAUAUGAAUUGGAAAGUAUAUUAAAUAUUCGAUUAUCAAUAACAGAUUCUACGGGCACUCUAGAAAACUGUAUAUUGCAUCAUCAAGUUGCUACCAAAAUAUUAAACGAGGUAAGUAAUAUUGAAAAGGAGGAAUAAGUUUGGUAUUGAUGCUCCUAAAAUAAAAAUGUAGAAAGAAUAAUGGAAUACUUUUUUCAAUAGCGUAGAAACACUAUCU
Acyrthosiphon pisum (pea aphid) is the source of this 1737-nucleotide messenger RNA. It is a transcript of the gene hdm, whose product is annotated as meiosis specific with OB domains hold'em. NCBI's taxonomy places the organism in Eukaryota, Metazoa, Arthropoda, Insecta, Hemiptera, Aphididae. The coding region runs from base 726 to 1394 and encodes 222 amino acids. Gene Ontology annotation, biological process: resolution of meiotic recombination intermediates. Gene Ontology annotation, molecular function: single-stranded DNA binding; single-stranded DNA 3'-5' DNA exonuclease activity. The transcript has 6 exons. The record is from RefSeq and is a predicted model, not a curated record.